Molecule: messenger RNA, 1048 nt
Organism: Stylophora pistillata
Lineage: Eukaryota; Metazoa; Cnidaria; Anthozoa; Scleractinia; Pocilloporidae
Source: RefSeq, a predicted model, not a curated record
UUAAAAGAGAGACCUGCAUUUGUUCCACAAUCAGCCGAGAGAUCAGCAGAUUUGUUGUCAGCCUAGAGAUACACUGAGGAGACCAAGGACUGAUUAUGGACAAAACAUUUGCUGAACCUGUGCAAGCUGAAGAUGUGACUGUGAAAAAUGAAAAGAUUACAGAUGAUACAUCUGACAAAGAAUUUGUUUUCGUCCUUGAUGACACGGAGGUAUACACGGAGCUUUGUUGUAUGAUGGAAGCACGUGAGGAAGCACGUGAGGAUUACGAGGUCGCAAAAGUAGAGGAAUGGUGCACCUUCGUAAACGACACCAAGUAUACAGUGAUGAUAACUGAUAAGGAUGGAACACGACCCUUGAAACCUGGAAAAUCAACAAUAAACCUCGACAUCCCUGGCUUUGAGCUGAUUCUUGUCCUGAAGCUACCGAAGAAAGACGCGAAGAUCGUAUUUCCCUCGAGUGGAUUUAAUAACUCCAGGCAGAAAAUUAGUCAGAUCUUUGCAAAUGAAAUCAAUCAGAAUUAACUCAAGCAGUGGUGAACUGUGGUCAGUGCGUGUCAAAGAAAUAUUUCCAUGACUUCUUCUACUUACGAAUCAGUAGAAGACGAGUUUCUCUAUCUUGAUUUAUUAACCUUAAAUGGUAAAUAAUGCUGGAAUGGAACAAUCUCUUAGUUAAUUCAAGAACGAACUUUUCCAAACUAGUUGAGGAGACGCUCUAUAAUUAUAAGACUUGGUUUUUAUGCAUCCAUGCGGAUGUGUGUGUGCUUUUCUUUUUUUAAACAAUUUGCCUAACUUGAAAGAAAACAAAUUAGAUAUUGAUUGUAAUUCCAGAUUGUGUAUCAUGUAUGCGAAUUAGUUUACCAAAAACAGAGUGAUCGUUUCUUGCUUUGGCAAUGCGUUUUCAAAGUUGUCUUUUAAUUUGAUGAGUGCUUGUCAACUUACGACUCAUUUAAUAUAAAUAGGUCACCAUUGGCUUUCAACUGUCCAACUGUUAUGUACCGGGUUAGAUAUUGCACUUAAGAUUCACUGAGUGUUGGUCUACAGAGUUUUAA